Talaromyces amestolkiae is the source of this 858-nucleotide messenger RNA. RefSeq lists its product as uncharacterized. Gene Ontology annotation, molecular function: RNA binding; RNA endonuclease activity; sequence-specific DNA binding. The record is from RefSeq and is a predicted model, not a curated record. The coding region runs from base 1 to 858 and encodes 285 amino acids. Gene Ontology annotation, cellular component: cytoplasm; nucleus. The transcript is spliced from 3 exons. Lineage: Eukaryota; Fungi; Ascomycota; Eurotiomycetes; Eurotiales; Trichocomaceae.
AUGGCUUCCGAAGAUACAAGAAAUGAGGAGGGACCCGUCAUUCAUUUGAUCUUUGAGAACUUUCGCAGUGAACUUGAUGAACAUCACGACCGACGCGAGAGAAUAAUCAAAGCAUCCCGAGACAUAACUGCAUUGAGUAAAAAGAUCAUAUUCGCCCUACAACGAGUCCGAACAAUCAACGCCCCCCUGCCACCUAAUAUCACCAAAGAAAACAAAACCCGCUUCACCCAAAUCAUGGACCUUUUCAAGUCCAUCGCUCCCGAGCUCACCGGCACAAACUCCUGGCGCUACCAGCGACAAAUUUCCGGCGGAAUCCAAGAAUUCAUCGAAGCCAUCUCCUUCGAGCACUACAUCAAAACCCAAAGCCUCAUCACGCGCGACGAGGUUGCCGCUCAAUUACCGGACGGGAUCAUCGUUACGGAGGAUGACUAUUUGAUGGGUAUAUAUGAUUUGACGGGUGAGAUGAUGCGGUUUGCGGUUACAACGCUUUCGACGGGUGGGCAGGUGAAGAAGAGUGAUGUGAAGGAUGAGAGUGAAAUGGAUGUUGAUACCGAGAAUCAAAGUGGGCCCGCGCAGAAAUAUCCUAUUUUCCCGCCUGAAAAAGCAGGUAUUGUGGUUGAUUUGAGGAAUAUGAGGGCUAUGUUGGAAAAGCUGAAUGUUCCGAGGAGACAUAGCAGUCAUAUGAUGAAGGACAUGAAUAAGAAGAUGGAUGUGAUGCAGAGCAGUGUGGAGAAGGUGGAGAGGGCUGCGUAUGGAUUGUUAGUCAGGGGCAGUGAAAGACCGAGCGGAUGGACGCCGGAUUUAUCAUCUGUUACUACAGGUGCAGGCGCUACCAAUGUGGAGGUUGAAAGUUAUUGA